Messenger RNA from Trypanosoma grayi, 786 nucleotides. RefSeq lists its product as hypothetical. Bases 1 to 786 code for a protein of 261 amino acids. The transcript has a single exon. The record is from RefSeq and is a predicted model, not a curated record. NCBI's taxonomy places the organism in Eukaryota, Euglenozoa, Kinetoplastea, Trypanosomatida, Trypanosomatidae.
AUGAACAUCGUGACGUCGUACUUCAUGGUGCGGCGCGUGCCCGGCAGCGUGUUCCUCGGUGAGGCUUCACUGCGGCACCGCGACGCGCGGCAGGACGAGUACCUCGACUGCAUUCGCCGCAACGCCGCGCACGCGGAGGUGGCAUCGCUGCACCUCCUCGUCGAGGGUCCCGACGCGUAUGCCCACUUCCGCACACGCGUCAUGGACGACGUGCACUUCCUCCCGUCUGCUGCGCUUCGGCGAAAGAUCAUCCCGGUGCUGCGGCCGGCGGCGCAGCCGACGUACGCGGAUUUGUUCCGCCACGCCAAUCAAAUACUGCGCGGUCAGCUCACUAUGAUAUGCAACGCGGAUGUGUACUUGCCGCAGGACGGGGCCAAUGUGCGGGAGCUCCAGCAGCUGUUCGAGUUCGAGGAGGCCGGCACCCGCCGUGUGGCAGUGGCGCUGACGCGCCACGAGAGCGAGGACCCCCGCGAUGCCCCACUCAUCCACGACUACAGAGGCUCGCACGACGCCUUCAUCAUUCGUCCACCGGCGGAGGCGACGCUGGUGGAGAGCGUGCGGCACCCGCAGAACUGCUAUAAGGCGGAGAACAUCGUCCUGCAUGAGCUGCGGCGCCACGGCUACACGGUGGUGAACCCGUGUCACAGCUUCAUGUUGGUGCAUCGCCACGCAGCGGACUUGCGGCAAUGGCUGCCGCCCGUCGACGAGGAGCGGUACGCGCGGGCGCCGCCCUGCACGUUGGCGGAGGCACUCAAUGUGUUGAAGCUAGGGGAGUGUUGCCCAUAA